This is a messenger RNA of Monodelphis domestica (gray short-tailed opossum), 7434 nucleotides long. The record is from RefSeq and is a predicted model, not a curated record. Lineage: Eukaryota; Metazoa; Chordata; Mammalia; Didelphimorphia; Didelphidae.
UUUUCUUCAAUAUUUUUGUGCCACUUUUACAAAGCUACUUAUUCUAUUUUUAUAAUCUUCUUGCACCACUCUCAUUUAUAUUCAAAACUUUUUCUCUACCACUUUUAUCUCCUUAAAUCUUCUGGGAAUUCUUGUUGGUCUUAAGGUCCAAUUAGUAUUUUUCUUUGAGGCUUUAUUUGUAUCUGUUUUCACAAUGUUGGCUUCUUCUGAGUUUAUAUCUUGGUCUUCCCUGCUACCAUAGUAGCUUUUAAAAUUUUUAGUCAAGUACUGUUUUUGUCGAUUACUUAUUAUUCCAAUCUUUUUAAACUUUGAAGCUUAUGUUAAAGUUGGGCUCUAUUAUCCUGGGGGCAGUGAGUUACUGUGCCAGGUUUCAUGCUUUUUCUUGCUGCUAUUUUUAAAGCUAGUUCUGAACCAUCCACAAACUUUAGCUGCUUCCAAGGUGCUGUGAUAUGAGGGGAGAGAGAGUCAUUUUGUCCUGGCCUGUAUUCUAUUAUUUAUAGAGGAAGACUCUGUGCUCCCCCAAAUCUCAAAUACUAGUGUUCCUCUUGGCCCCGGUAUCAUGACCAGGUCUACUGUUUUGUGACAUCUGCUAGUGUUAGUGGUCUGCUCUGUCUCAGAAACAAGAGUAGGACUUCUGCUUCUUUGUGACUGAUCACAUGUAAUUCUUUUUGCUCUGGAAUUGCUAUGGGUAUUGUGAAUUAGCACCAUCAGUACUUGGUGCCAGCAAAGAGUCCCCCCAUAAUCUUUUUCUGACCAGUUGUCUGAACCCCUUAUCAUCUCAGGGAUGAGAACCCCCAAAGCUACUGCCACAACCAGUUUAGCUGUUCUCCAAUUUAUGAAUAUCCCUUCAAUGUUCAAUUCUUUGAUACCACAGAAAGAGCCACUAUAAAUAUUUUUGUAUAUUUAAUUCCCCCCCCCCCAAUAAAAGGAGGAUACGAAUACCUACCACCUUACAGGGUGAGAAAAAAUGGAAUAUUUAUAAAACACUUUGCUAACCAUAUAGUACUACAUAAAGGCCAAAGGGAACAAACAAUUAUCCAAAUAUUUUUUAAAAGUUUCACAGAACCCAAGUUAGUAUAGAUGAAAGACAAGAGGACCCAUGGACAGAACCUUCAGGACAUCAAGUUAGUGGAUUUGGCAUGGAAUGAAUGUCCUCAAAGGAGACUGAACUGUACAGAGCAUUGUCAUGAAAAACUAAGGGGAAAAUAUAUGAGGAAAAGUUUAGCAACAGUUUGCAGUGGUACAUAGAGAUCAGUGAAGCUGAAGACUAAGGAAAGGCUUUUAGAUUUGUCAAAGAGAUUAUUGGAAUGUUUUGUCAGCCAUAUUUAUCAAGUGCCUACUGUGGUCUGGGCACUGUGCUAAGCUCUGGAAAUACAAGGAACAGAAAAUAUUCUGUUCUUAAGGAUCUCAUGGUAUAAUGGAGCAUAUAAUAUUCUAAUGUCUGUAUACAAAAAAAAUAGGUACAAGAUAAACUCAAAAUAACCAACAGAGGGAAGGCACUGAGUUUAAGAAGAAUAGAGAAAAGCUGCUUUUAGAAGGUGGGAUUUUAACUGAACUUUGAAAGGCUCCUGCAAGACCUGAGAUUCUAAGCAUGGGGGACAGGCAAUAAAAAUGACUGGAGAUGGGAGUUGAAAUGUUUUGUGCAAACAAGAGCAAAAAAGUCUGUCUUGUGUUCUCAGAAUAUGUUCAGUUGGGGCAGCUGGGUGGCUCAGUGGAUUGAGAGCCAGGCCUAGAGAUGGGAGGUCCUAGGUUCAAAUCUGGCCUCAGACACUUCCCAGCUGUGUGACCCUGGGCAGGCCACUUGACCCCCAUUGCUUAGCCCUUACCACUCUUCUGCAUUGGAGACAAUACACAGUAUUGACUCCAAGAUGGAAGGUAAGGAUAAAAAAAAAAAGAAUAUGUUCAGUUGAUGGGGAGUGAAUGCAUGAGAAAACUUGUAUGAAGGGGUAUGGUUAUGAAGAGUUUGAUUGUCAAACUGAAUUUUGUAAUUGAUUUUUAGGUGUAAGAGGGGACCAAUGAAAUUCAUUGAAUGGGGUGGAGGUAAAUGUGCCUUUGAUCAGACCUGAACCUUAGUAAUAUCAUUUUGACAGUUAAUUUCAGGGUAAACUGGAAUAUAGAGUGAAGAAGAGAGGUCAACCAGAAAGCUGUUUUUAUAGUCCAGAAUGAGGUGAUUAAAAUCUGGACCAACAUGGUGGCAGUGAGAGGAAAGAAGGGGAUAUCUAUGGAUGAUGUUUAAAAGGAGAAUAUAUAAAAAACUGGAGGCCAAGAUACUUCCUUUUGAAGACAGAUGGCUCAUUCAUAGGAUAUAAGGAGAAACCUCAAGAUGUGGAUUUACCUUAUCCCCUUAACAACUUUUCAGUGGCAAAAUGCCAGCUCAUGAAAACAGAACGACCAAAGCCAAACACAUUUAUUAUCAGAUGCCUCCAGUGGACCACUGUUAUAGAACGAACAUUUCAUGUGGAUACUCCAGAGGAAAGGGAAGAAUGGACAGAAGCUAUCCAGGCUGUAGCAGACAGACUUCAGAGGCAAGAAGAGGAAAGGAUGAACUGUAGUCCAACUUCACAAAUUGACAAUAUAGGAGAAGAGGAAAUGGAUGCUUCUACAACUCAUCAUAAAAGAAAGACAAUGAAUGACUUUGACUAUUUGAAAUUAUUGGGUAAAGGCACUUUUGGGAAAGUGAUUUUGGUUCGAGAGAAGGCAAGUGGAAAAUAUUAUGCUAUGAAGAUUUUGAAGAAAGAAGUAAUUAUUGCAAAGGAUGAAGUGGCACACACUCUAACAGAAAGCAGAGUAUUAAAAAACACUAGACAUCCCUUUUUAACAUCCUUGAAAUAUUCUUUCCAGACAAAAGAUCGUUUGUGUUUUGUGAUGGAGUAUGUUAAUGGAGGAGAGCUGUUUUUCCAUUUGUCGAGAGAGCGGGUGUUCUCUGAGGACCGCACACGCUUCUAUGGUGCAGAAAUUGUCUCUGCUUUGGACUAUCUACAUUCUGGAAAGAUUGUGUAUCGUGAUCUCAAGUUGGAAAAUUUGAUGUUGGAUAAAGAUGGCCACAUAAAAAUUACAGAUUUUGGACUUUGCAAAGAAGGGAUUACAGAUGCAGCUACAAUGAAGACAUUUUGUGGUACACCUGAAUACCUUGCACCUGAGGUAUUAGAAGAUAAUGACUAUGGCCGUGCAGUGGACUGGUGGGGUUUGGGGGUUGUCAUGUAUGAAAUGAUGUGUGGGAGAUUACCAUUCUACAACCAGGAUCAUGAGAAACUUUUUGAGCUAAUACUAAUGGAGGACAUUAAAUUUCCUCGAACUCUUUCUUCUGAUGCAAAAUCCUUACUUUCAGGACUCUUAAUAAAAGAUCCAAAUAAACGCCUUGGUGGAGGUCCGGAUGAUGCAAAAGAAAUUAUGAGGCACAGUUUCUUUGUUGGAGUAAAUUGGCAAGAUGUAUAUGAUAAAAAGCUGGUACCUCCUUUUAAGCCUCAAGUAACGUCUGAGACAGAUACCAGAUAUUUUGAUGAAGAAUUUACAGCUCAAACAAUUACAAUAACUCCACCUGAAAAAUAUGAUGAAGAUGGUAUGGACUGCAUGGACAAUGAGAGACGGCCACAUUUUCCACAGUUUUCCUACUCAGCAAGUGGACGAGAAUAAUCUUCUUGAAUUCUGCUGCAUCGCUGUCAUCCUAGGUUUAUUAUCAGAAAUGAAUCCUGGGCAUCACCACCAGUACUAGCUAUUCGCUAAGAUAGCAGGAGCACUUUCAGACGUCAUCCCAAAUUGAAUGAGAUCCUUCAUCCCUUUCCACCCUUUUCUCUUCAUCCCUGCCCUCAUGCCCUUGCUUCCCGUCCUUCUCUUACAAACAUUCUCACAGACAUACACGCGCGUGUGCGCGCGUGCACACACACACACACACACACACACACACACACACACCUGCCUUUUUGUUUUUGCAUGAAAUUUUCUCAGUCUAAGGUCUCAUGCUAUUGCUGCUACCGUCUCACUAUUAUAGCAACUUUAAGAAGUAAUUUUACAAUCUUUGGAAGUCAUGAGUCCUCCGUUGUAUGUUUGUGCACCAAUUGUCAUCUUUUGUUUUUCCCUCGCCUUAGAGGUUAAAAAGAGAUAAAUUGGUCCUAGAUGCAUCUCUUAAUUUUCUAGAAGGUAAAUCAGAAUAUUAAUUAGACUAAGAAGACUUAGUUCCUAAUGUUUUCUUGCAUCUGUUUGUGCUGGUCCAAAUAAGCAAUUUGGAGAGGGUGGUGAUGUGCUUAUGCAAAGCUUGAGUUAGGGCAUAUAAGUACUGGAAGCAGGCAUAUGUCAUUAACAUCUGGCUGGAAUUCAUUUGGAAAGCAUUUGAGCAAAGGACUUUACCAUUGAGAUAUAUAUAGAUAUAUAGAUAUAUAUGUAGACAUACAUAUAUACACACACACACAUAUAUGUCUACACAUAUGUGUGUAUAUAUAUAUAAAUUCCUAUUGGCUACUACCGAAGAAGUAGAGGGGCCCCAGGCGCCCGGUGUCACACGGACUUCCAGAUUUCAUGUGCAAUCAUGGACAACUGAGCGUUACAGCCAAGACACGGAGGUGGCAUAGACGCGGCAUUGUCACCGUCGCUCGAAGGGUCUAAUGGAGUGGUUUGCACCAGAGAGCACUCUUCCAUGCGCUUGGUAUUUACAUUUUUUCCCUCUUGAUGUACAUCCCUCCUGAUGGCUAAAGAAUGUAGACAGGCACAGGGAUCCUGCUUUUCACCAAAACUUGUGCACCAAGAGAAACAGGUGUUUGCCUUCCAUGUUUUUUACUUUUACUUUGUUUUUUUGUGAAUUCUCUUUUCACAAAUGUUAAGAUCUUUGAAUGUCCUUUGGGGUUGGUUUUGUUUAUAUCGCAGUAGUAUUUAUUUUUUAGUGAUAAAGAUUGCGUGUGUCCUCUUAGCAGAUACAGCUGCAACUUACAUAGAUUAGGCUUACAGCAGUUUAGUUUGUCCUACAUGCAAAGGAAUGUACAAGCUGAUGAGAAUCAUGCACUUUUUUCUCCUAUGUGGACAUUUUGACAAGGCUCUGAAAUUGUAUACGCUGCAUAGAGUUGGCUUCAGGGGAAGAGAUACUGUCACUUAACCUCGGUGCUGUAACUGGAGAGCCCAACGGCCAGUGCCAGGCAGUUACUAAAAACAAACGAAUGUUUUUGCUCCUUUGAGAAUUAAUGUAUUAUGAAAGCCAGGCAGCAGAAUAGGAAUGAGGUGAAGGAAUACUUUUAAAGCGAUUUGACACCAGAACAAUGAUCAGAAAAGCACUUUACUUGGCACGCUGACCAUGAAGAGGAUGGAUUGAAGAAAUCACUGCUAGAAUGUACCAAGUAGAAAACAAGGGGUAAGAAAACUACUGUGUCUGGGCAGAUCAUGGUACAUUAAUCACUGAAUUGUCAUCAGGGAAAAAAAGAACACCUCCAAGUUUUCUUUUUCUGUAUAUACUCAUGUCCCCAAAUCCCAAUGUUUCUUACUGAAUGGGGCAUGUAUGCAAACCUCAUCUUUCUCCUUUAUUAAUGAUGAUCUUCAGAUUUAAACCCUCUGGUGCUAGGAGCUGACGUUUUCCACAGUGGCCUGCAAGGCCUGCAAGGCCAGAAGGCUGCUCUUACUACACAAGAGAAGGAAUCCUGGCUCCAUAGGAUUAUCAUUGAAGUAUUCUGGUGUCACUAUCUUAGCAGCUCCCACAGUGACAAAUGGCAGCAUUAUGUAGAAUUAUGAUUGUGUUGUAUGAAAGAGCAAAUGACUUCUAGAUACUCUUCAUAUGCAGAUGUCUUAGCUGCUGGAUGCUGAACGUGCGGGCUUAGCGCGAUGCCACUGCUGGCAGUGGACACUGGGGCUGACAGGGACAAAGGGCAUUUUACUAAGGCAGCUAAGACACAUUCAGACAUAGACUUUAUUCUAAUUUUUCAUAUUUCUGAGUAAAGUUCAUAUUUAAUACUAGGUGGGCAAUUAAAGUAAAGGAUAUCAUUUUGCUUAUACUUACGGAUUUCAUCUUCUUACUUGGUAACCUAUUGAGUUUUCAUCUUUGGAAAAGAAAGUCGGAAUAGUGAGCACAUCCCCCGAGUUGUUUUACCCUCCCUACAUAAAAACGUAUCAGGCGAGCUGAGGACGGGAGAGCUGGGGCCCGGCUUCCUGGCCACGCGGAGCGUUUGCCCCUCUGAAAUGCCCUCCACGGACGGCGGGCGGCCUAUCGCCCCCCGGCCAGGCACGGCCACUGGUUUCCUUUGGUUUUCCUCUCGAGGUAGUGUUGUGCGACCUUGGCACUGGGCACUUCCUCCAGACGAAUGGCGGCCCUGCCCGAGCCCCAGGCCCUCCGCUCAGCCACGUGGCUCUGGGGGAGCCCGGUGCAGUCUGCACUUGAGUUUGGUGAACUGUUGGAAAGCUAUUUCAGGUGGAGUUGCAGAGGGCUAAGCGGGCUGCCACCCUGCUCUCGAGGGCGCCGAAGACGUAUUCAGGACAAGCAGAGUAUUCGCUUGGCUUAGAGUUGGGAAGACCCACAGUCUUCACUCAGCUGGGAGAAGGGAAGAAAAUAGACACCAGAUUGCGAUGCUGAAAGAGGUUGGGGGAGCUUCUGGUAUUUGCCGUGACUCUAGUUUUAGCAUUCUGGCAGGUGAGAAGGCCCGAGACGGGCGCCUUCCAUCGCUCCUCGGACGUGUCAGCGGGUUGCCUCCGGCUUGCACUGACUGUCGCUCAGCCGGCCCUCCUGCACGGAGGCCAUCUUGGAGGAAGUCGGCUCUUUCUGUUUGGACUGAAGACAGAUUUGCACACAGCUUUGCGUUCUCCACUAACUGCAUCUUCCAACACAUUCCUGUUGCUUAAAGAACAUGAUUCCAGUAUUGUUUUCCAUUUCCCACCCCCGAUUUCUAGCUUCCUAAAGCUGACUCUUCUUGCAGGGGCCAUUGUGCUUCUCCCAGAGUACACAAGGAAGGUCCUUCCUUACUAACUGCAGGGUCUAUCUAUUACACCUCAAUGUACACACUUUGCUGCUACUGUUUGUACUGUCUACAGUAGAAUUUCCUUAUCUUGCUCCUGGUAGUGCAUUACAGGCAAGCAUGAACUGUAAAGUAUUUAUUUAAAUAAACAAAUAAACAACCAUAAAUGACACCUCUAAAUUGGUAAUUGAAUUACCUCCCUGUAGCUUUAGAGUUUGUGACAUUUCUUGACCUUGCUAGUUCUUUCAUUAAAUCUGUGCAAGAUCUAGUCAUCUGGUUAAGGAUUUUAAGCAGACGUGACUAUGAACCCAAGGAACUGUAUUACUCUUACUGUUGGUCAUACUUAAACUGUUUAUUUACUUAAGUAUAUGACCCACAAGGAUGUGAAAUAACUACAAGAAACUGUUUUUGUACACUGUACAUCCUUAGUAUUUUUACACGUAUAUGAUAGGGAUGCACAUUAUUUUCCUUCGUACAGACAGCUUAAAUAAAGCACUAUGUCAAUCUGCUA